AUGGAAUUCGGGUGUUUUGUGCAAAUAGACCUUCCGGGCAGCCACGAAAAAAAGGAGGGGCUGGUGCACGUGUCGCAGAUCGCGUCGCGGCGGAUUAACAGCGCCAAGGACGCGGUGGAGAGGGAUCAAGAGGUGUGGGUGAAGGUGAUCAGCAUGUCCGGGCAGAAACUCUCUCUCAGCAUCCGCGACGUGGACCAGAAAACGGGCAAGGACCUCCUGCCCAUGAAAAAAAAACCAUCCGCAGGGGGGGAAGACGGGGACGGCGACGACCGCAGCAACCCCGCCGGGCCAGGCACGCGCGGAUUAUCCGGGAUCCGCAUCGUCGAAGAGGAUAACGCCACGGGGCGCCGUCCUGGCCGUCGGAUGUCGUCCCCGGAGCGAUGGGAGGCGCAGCAGUUAGUCGCGUCGGGGGUCUUAGACGUGACGGAUUACCCGCAGUAUGAUGAGGAAGGCGGGGGGUUGCUGUAUCAGGACGAGGGCGAGGAGCAGGAGGUGGAGAUUGAGUUGAACGAGGAUGAACCCGCGUUUUUGCGAGGGCAGACGCGUGCGAGUAUUGACGUGUCGCCUGUUAAGAUUGUUAAGAACCCCGACGGGUCGCUGCAGCGCGCCGCCAUGACGCAGUCCGCGCUCGCCAAGGAGCGGCGCGAGCUGCGCGAGCAGCAGCAGCGCAGCAUGCUGGACAGCAUCCCGAAGGAUCUGAACCGUCCGUGGGAAGAUCCGAUGCCGGAGUCCGGCGAGAGGCAUCUCGCGCAGGAGCUGAGAGGCGUGGGUCUCGCCGCGUAUGACAUGCCUGAAUGGAAAAAAGACGCGUUUGGCAAGGCGCCCACGUUCGGGCAGCGGUCGAAACUUUCGAUGCAGGAGCAGCGGCAGAGCCUGCCGAUUUACAAGCUGAAAAACGAGCUGAUCCAGGCUGUGAACGAGAACCAGGUGCUAGUGGUGAUUGGCGAGACAGGGUCCGGGAAAACGACGCAGAUGACGCAGUAUUUGGCUGAGGCGGGGUAUACGAGCAAGGGGAGAAUCGGGUGUACUCAGCCCAGGCGUGUGGCGGCUAUGUCUGUUGCUAAGCGUGUAGCAGAGGAGUUUGGGUGCCGGCUGGGGGAAGAAGUGGGGUACGCGAUCCGGUUUGAGGAUUGCACGAGUCCUGAGACGGUGAUUAAGUACAUGACUGAUGGCAUGCUUCUGAGGGAGAUUCUGGUCGAUGAGGAUUUAAGUUCUUAUUCGGUGAUCAUGCUUGAUGAGGCGCACGAGAGGACGAUUCAUACGGAUGUGCUGUUCGGGCUGCUGAAAGAUUUGCUGGGCAGGAGGAAGGAUAUGCGGCUGAUUGUGACUUCGGCGACGCUGGACGCGGAAAAGUUUUCGAAUUACUUUUUCCAGUGCCCGAUUUUUACGAUCCCGGGCAGGACUUUUCCGGUGGAGAUUUUGUAUACCAAGGCGCCCGAGACGGAUUAUUUGGAUGCUGCCCUGAUUACGGUGAUGCAGAUUCACCUGACCGAACCUGAGGGCGACAUUCUUUUGUUUCUGACCGGGCAGGAGGAGAUUGACACGUCGUGCCAGAUUCUCUACGAGCGAAUCAAAGGGCUCGGGCCGUCGGUCCCGGAGCUUAUCAUCCUGCCCGUGUACAGUUCCCUGCCCAGCGAAAUGCAGACGAGAAUCUUCGACCCUGCCCCGCCGGGCACCCGAAAAGUCGUCGUGGCCACUAACAUCGCAGAAGCAUCUCUCACCAUUGACGGAAUCUACUACGUGGUUGAUCCGGGCUUCGCGAAACAAAAAGUCUACAACCCGAAGCUGGGUCUCGAUUCCCUCGUCAUCACUCCCAUCUCCCAAGCCUCGGCACGGCAGAGGGCCGGCCGAGCCGGGCGCACAGGUCCGGGGAAGUGCUACCGGCUGUACACGGAGAGCGCGUACCGAAACGAAAUGCUGCCCACCACAGUGCCCGAAAUCCAGCGCACCAACCUGGGCAUGACAACCCUAACACUUAAAGCCAUGGGUAUCAACGACCUGCUGGCGUUUGACUUCAUGGACCCGCCGCCGCCCCAGGCUUUAAUCUCCGCCAUGGAGCAGUUGUAUAAUCUCGGAGCGCUGGACGAGGAAGGGUUGCUGACGAAGCUCGGGCGGAAAAUGGCCGAAUUUCCGCUCGAGCCGCCGCUGUCGAAGACUCUGAUCGCGAGCGUGGAUCUGGGUUGCUCCGAGGAGAUUCUGACGAUCAUCGCGAUGCUGCAGGCGCAGAAUAUUUUCUAUCGGCCGCGGGAGAAGCAGGCGCAGGCGGACCAGAAGAAGGCCAAGUUCUUCCAGCCGGAAGGGGACCAUCUGACGCUGCUGGCCGUGUACGAGGCAUGGAAAGCCAAGAAUUUCUCCGGGCCCUGGUGCUAUGAGAAUUUUGUGCAGAGCCGGUCGUUAAGGCGGGCUCAGGACGUAAGGAAACAGCUCCUCACCAUCAUGGACCGGUACAAGCUAGACGUGGUGUCAGCGGGUCGCAACUUCAUCAAGAUCCGCAAGGCGCUCUGCUCAGGCUUCUUCUUCCACGCCGCCCGCAAGGACCCCCAAGAGGGUUACCGCAGCAUAGUGGAGAACCAGCCGGUGUACAUCCACCCCUCCUCCGCCCUCUUCCAGCGGCAGCCCGACUGGGUGAUCUACCACGAGCUCGUCAUGACCACCAAGGAGUACAUGCGAGAGUGUACAUUAAUAGAUCCCAGGUGGCUGGUGGAGCUGGCGCCGAGGUUCUUUAGGCAGGCGGACCCCACCAAGCUGAGCAAGAGGAAGCGGCAGGAGCGCAUUGAGCCACUGUAUGACCGGUAUCACGAGCCUAAUGCGUGGCGGCUGAGCAAGAGAAGGGCGUAG
Messenger RNA from Closterium sp. Yama58-4, 2838 nucleotides. Lineage: Eukaryota; Viridiplantae; Streptophyta; Zygnematophyceae; Desmidiales; Closteriaceae. The record is from the annotation of a GenBank genome assembly.